AUGCAUCGCACCGAACUCUCGCCUGCGCGUAUCCCCUCGGCGCCGCCGCCGACUCCCGUGACGCUCAAGUGGCACGAAGCGCCGGCCCGCCCCGAAGCGGACGCCCUCCGAACCAGACUCGAGAACCUGGCCCCAACGCACCGAAGCUUUUGCGUCCCUACCGACGACCAUGACAAGCCGGCCAGCCUCGGGUCCACGGCACCCGCGACCCCGUCUCUGGAGGCGCUGAGCCUUGAGACCGUGCUCGAGGAGCCCGCCAAGGUCGACGGCACAUAA
Molecule: messenger RNA, 276 nt
Organism: Apiotrichum porosum
Lineage: Eukaryota; Fungi; Basidiomycota; Tremellomycetes; Trichosporonales; Trichosporonaceae
Exons: 2
Coding region: 1-276 (91 amino acids)
Source: RefSeq, a predicted model, not a curated record